Molecule: messenger RNA, 1238 nt
Organism: Athene cunicularia (burrowing owl)
Lineage: Eukaryota; Metazoa; Chordata; Aves; Strigiformes; Strigidae
Product: POU domain, class 5, transcription factor 3-like
Exons: 4
Coding region: 104-838 (244 amino acids)
Biological process (GO): regulation of transcription by RNA polymerase II
Molecular function (GO): RNA polymerase II cis-regulatory region sequence-specific DNA binding; DNA-binding transcription factor activity, RNA polymerase II-specific
Source: RefSeq, a predicted model, not a curated record
GGGGAAAAACCUGCUGCCCACCCCAUCACCCAGAGGUGGCAGCCGCCGGUGGGGGGAUGUGCCCUCUCGUGCUCCCAUCCCUGUCCCACGCUGAACCCAACACAUGGACAGAGCCCGCUCAUGGCAGCCCCUGGGUAUGAGUUUGUCCCAUCUCAGUUUAUCUCUCUGCCCCUGCCAGGAUGCGCCAACCUCCGAAGAGCUGGAGCAGUUCGCCAAGGACCUCAAGCACAAGCGCAUCAUGCUGGGUUUCACCCAGGCUGACGUGGGGCUGGCGCUGGGCACUCUCUACGGGAAGAUGUUCAGCCAGACGACCAUCUGCCGCUUUGAAGCGCUCCAGCUCAGCUUCAAGAACAUGUGCAAGCUGAAGCCACUGCUGCAGCGUUGGCUCAACGAGGCAGAGAACACGGACAACAUGCAAGAGAUGUGCAAUGCGGAGCAAGUGUUGGCCCAAGCCCGGAAGAGAAAACGCAGGACCAGCAUCGAGACCAACGUGAAGGGGACACUGGAGAGCUUCUUCCGCAAGUGCGUGAAGCCCAGUCCCCAGGAGAUCUCCCAAAUUGCCGAGGACCUCAACCUGGACAAAGACGUGGUCCGAGUCUGGUUCUGCAACCGGCGUCAGAAAGGCAAACGGCUGCUGCUGCCCUUCGGCAACGAGGCGGAGGGAGCGAUGUAUGACAUGAACCAGUCCCUGAUGCCCACUGGCCUGCCCAUCCCGGUGACGUCCCAGGGCUACAGCCUGGCGCCUUCCCCUCCCGUCUACAUGCCGCCCUUCCACAAAGCUGAGAUGUUCCCUCAAGCGCUGCAGCCUGGGCUCUCCAUGAGCAACAGCAGCCACUGAACCAGGGGCUGUGGGGCCAGUGGCAGUGCCGCCCCGACACCACGGCUGGGCUGGCUCUCGGGGGGGAAGCUUCCCCCCCACUUCGUCCUGAGAAGGCACAGGCACAGCCCCGCUCCUGCUCCCAGGGCACUCCCUGGGCUGCCUUGGGGCUUUUGGGGCAUGAGGGGCAGGGGAAGGGCUGGGAGCCUGAUAAGGGGAUGGUGCCUGCUCUCUGCCAUUGCUCCCAGUCCUUCCCAGUUAUGUGAGUUUACUGGUCCCAGCAGCGUCGGCCCUCCUCAGAGCUCUCCUGGGGGCAGCUGCUCCUGCCCCACUGCACGCCACUGAAGCCACACGUGCCCAGAAUGGAGCACCCUGCCCCAGCCCAGGUGAGCUGCUCUCCUUCAAGACCCAGAAAAAAGUA